AUGAAUGAAAAUGAUGAGAAUGGUCCGUCAACGCGUGUGACUCGAGCGAAAGCCGCCGCCUUAACGACAUCAGAUGUCCCUGCUGCCAACGGUGCCCUCAAGAAGCCCCUCCAGACAAAGAAAGCCGCUACAGGCACAACUGGGACGCAACGGAAACGCGCUGCCCUUGGCGAUGUGAGCAAUGUCGGCAAGGCAGACAAUGGCGAGACCAAGGACGCGAAGAAGACCACAACCAAGACUGGUCUAACGUCGAAAGCUACUAUGCAGACCGGAGGCGUUCAGAAGCUCAGCCGUAGCAACAUGUCCCGUACCGCCCUGGGAGCCAAGGAUAACAAUGCAAAGAAGCCUGCCACAGAGGCCAAGCGCCCCGGAAGCGGAUCUGGUAUGGGAAGCGCCAUGAAGCGCACUUCCAGCCAAAAGUCGCUACAGGAGAAGUCUUUCCAGCAGGAAGAACCUCCACGCAAAAAGGUUGACAUUGAGAAGGUUGUGGAGAAGCAGGCAGAGGUCGUCUCACUGAAAGAGAAUGUCAAAUCACGCACACAAACAGAAGAACUAGCCCCUGAAGACUUCGUUGCCGACCUAGACACUGAGGACCUGGAUGAUCCCUUGAUGGCCGCCGAAUAUGUGGUAGAGAUCUUCGAUUACCUUCGCGACCUGGAGAUGGAAACGUUGCCAAACCCUCAAUACAUUGUUCACCAACCCGAUCUCGAGUGGAAGAUGCGCGGUAUCCUCGUCGACUGGCUCAUCGAAGUCCACACUCGCUUCCGCCUCCUUCCUGAAACCCUCUUCCUUGCUGUCAACCUUAUUGAUCGUUUCCUAUCUGCUGAGGUGGUGGCCUUGGACCGUCUUCAGUUGGUCGGUGUUGCGGCCAUGUUCAUUGCUUCCAAGUACGAAGAGGUCCUUUCACCACACGUUGCCAACUUCAGUCACGUCGCCGACGAGACCUUCACGGAUAAGGAGAUCUUGGAUGCUGAGCGUCAUAUCCUUGCAACCCUCGAAUACAACAUGAGCUAUCCCAACCCCAUGAACUUCCUUCGCCGUAUUUCCAAGGCAGACAACUACGAUAUUCAAACGCGUACUCUUGGAAAAUACUUGAUGGAAAUCAGUCUCCUUGAUCACAGGUUCCUUCCCUUUCCCCAGAGCCAAGUCGGUGCAGCAUCCAUGCAUCUGGCUCGCCAGAUUCUCGAUCGCGGCCCAUGGGAUGCUACUCUAGCUCACUACGCCGGCUACACCGAAGAAGAGAUUGAACCUGUCUUCCGGUUGAUGGUUGACUAUCUGCACCGCCCCGUUUGCCACGAAGCAUUCUUUAAGAAAUAUGCCAGCAAGAAAUUCCUCAAAGCCUCAAUCAUGACACGACAGUGGGCCAAGAAAUAUCACCACGUGUAUAUCGACAGCGCUCUCUCAGAGCCAUACAGCUCCAUCAAAGAUCACGAAUAG
Messenger RNA from Aspergillus puulaauensis, 1437 nucleotides. It is a transcript of the gene CLB2, whose product is annotated as B-type cyclin nimE. Bases 1 to 1437 code for a protein of 478 amino acids. Gene Ontology annotation, molecular function: cyclin-dependent protein serine/threonine kinase regulator activity. The record is from RefSeq and is a predicted model, not a curated record. Lineage: Eukaryota; Fungi; Ascomycota; Eurotiomycetes; Eurotiales; Aspergillaceae. The transcript is spliced from 3 exons. Gene Ontology annotation, biological process: G2/M transition of mitotic cell cycle; regulation of cyclin-dependent protein serine/threonine kinase activity. Gene Ontology annotation, cellular component: centrosome; cytoplasm; nucleus.